AUGUUAAUGGCUGAAAAGAUAUCUGUGGCAGUGUUUCUCCUUAUUGCCGUCUACAAAGUUCAAAGCGUCCAAGAGAACUUAAACAUUACUGCGUUAUAUCCGGUUAAUAGUACAAACAUUCCUAAAGAAAGUACGGAAGUAAUAUCAAAUAUCACUGAUAAAUAUGCACAUGACUCUAAUGAAAUAGAAAAAUCUCAAGAAAAUAAAGAAAAACCUACCAAUGUAAAAAGCGCAAAAACUGAAACUACAACUUGGAAAGUUGACGCUGUAUUAACGCUACCAAAGGAGGAAGUUAAGGAAAUUGUUUCAAAAUCAAAGGGAAAAGAUAAGGAAUUUAAACCAAGUCAACAAUUGGAAAGUUUUUAUGUUGAAAGCUCGUUUGUUGUUCCUACCGGGAAGAGUCUAGGAUCUUUUACUCCAGACAAAGGCUCCUCGUCCUUUGUAAGUUCCAACAACUUUUUUAAGUUAGACUACAAUCACCCAAAGGCCAGCCCAUAUAAAUUCGAAAACGACUUUAAACCAAUUAAAGCAUACGAAUAUGACUCGAAACCAACCGCAGAAGUUCCUGUUAAGAUUCCAGCUGGAACUCUAUACAAGUCUCCAGACCCUUUCAGAGACAAACCGGCAUCUGAUGGACAUGACGACUUUAGCUUAGAAUUCAACGAUGGAAAAGAAAAGGAAGUUAAGAAAAGGAAAAAUCCGUGGCAGGGGCUUCUCAACUUAGUAACAGCAUUGUUGCCUAUCGGCAUAAUCGUGUCAGCCCUUACUCCAAGCAUCGUGACGUUAGAAUCCACUGAUAAUAAUAAUUAUAAUUAUGGAAACCAUUUUUCACGACGUGCGGAUAAAAGACUGCCCGACAUAAGUGAGCGAUGUAAACGACGGUUGCUUUGUGAAAUUCAUUCAGAAAAAAACUAUUAUCGCAAUCAAAUCGGAGGGCAACAAAAGCAGUGCUAUAAGGUCUACUAA
Pieris brassicae (large cabbage white) is the source of this 966-nucleotide messenger RNA. RefSeq lists its product as uncharacterized. NCBI's taxonomy places the organism in Eukaryota, Metazoa, Arthropoda, Insecta, Lepidoptera, Pieridae. The record is from RefSeq and is a predicted model, not a curated record. The transcript has 7 exons. Bases 1 to 966 code for a protein of 321 amino acids.